GGCUGCGAUGCGCAUGUAUGCAGUCCACUGCCUCGACGCAUCACAGCGAACCGCACUUGACAGCUUUCCAGGUUAGAGGGGGGGAAACAGACUUGCUGAAUUUCCACAAGCCAGCCGUCAUCCGCAUCUACCCGAGAUGACAGCGUAACCAGGGUGCUGAGCUGUUGAGAUACCAAAACACAGCCGCUUUGUUGAAUCGGAUCUGCUGUGACUGGACAUGAAUUCGGCGGAACAGACGGUUACAUGGUUGAUUACGCUCGGGGUGCUGGAAUCGCCAAAGAAGACCAUCUCAGAUCCUGAAGCAUUUCUGCAGACCUCCCUGAAGGAUGGGGUGGUCUUGUGUAGACUCCUGGAGCGGCUCAGCCCGGGGUCCACGGAGAAGGUUUACCAAGAACCGAAGAACGACGGCGAGUGCCUGAGCAACAUAAAAGAGUUUCUGAAGGGCUGCACGGCUUUCCGCGUCGAGCCAUUCGAGGCCAGUGACCUGCUGCUGGGACUGAACUUCUCCAAAGUGCUCAGCAGUUUGGUUACUCUGAAUAAAGUGACUGCAGAUAUCGGUGUGGGCAGCGAUUCGGUGUGCGCCCGACACUCUUCAGCCCACCGCAUCAAGUCGUUCGAGUCGCUGUCCUCUCAGGCUUCACUGGGCCGAUCCUCCAAGCUGCUGCAGAACCAGUUUCGCAGCCUGGACAUGUCAGAGAACAGCGGACAGCAGCUGCUGGUGAAGGCGCGUUUCAACUUCCAGCAGACCAACGAGGAUGAGCUCACCUUUGCUAAGGGCGAUUUCAUCAGCGUAACUCGUCAGGAGGAGGGCGGCUGGUGGGAAGGGACGCUUAAUGGCAAGACUGGCUGGUUUCCUAGCAACUAUGUGCGUGAGGUCAAGGGCUCCGACAAACAAGUGUCCCCCAAGUCUGGCACCCUUAAGAGCCCACCUAAAGGCUUUGACACAUCUGCAAUCAGCAAGACGUACUAUAAUUUGGUGUUACAGAACAUUUUAGAAACCGAGACUGAAUAUUCCAAGGACCUUCAGAGUCUCCUGAUGAACUACCUGCGACCUCUUCAGAAUAUUGAAAAACUGAGCAGCUCAGAUGUGGCUCUGAUUCUGGGAAACCUGGAAGAGAUCAGCACCUUCCAGCAGAUGCUCGUCCAAUCACUGGAGGAGUGCACCAAGCUUCCAGAAAGCCAACAAAGGGUGGGCAGCUUCUUCCUUAAGCACAUGCCACAGAUGAAGGCUCUCUAUGUUGGUUACUGCUCGAACCAUCCCUCUGCAGUUAAUGUACUCACCCAAUACGGUGAAGUAUUGGGAGAGUUUAUGGAAGGGCGCGGUGCUGUCAGUCCCGGGAUCCUCACCCUGACCACAGGCCUCAGUAAACCCUUUAUGAGACUGGACAAAUACCCCACACUACUUAAAGAGCUCGAGAGACACAUGGAGGAGAAUCACCCAGACAGACCAGACAUCCAGAAGUGCAUGACGUCUUUCAAAAGUCUGUCGGCUCAGUGCCAGGAGGUGCGGAAACGAAAGGAGCUGGAGCUGCAGAUUCUUACAGAAUCCAUCCGGCUGUGGGAGGGGGAUGACAUCAAAACCUUAGGCUCUGUGAUCUACAUGAGCCAGGUCUUGGUCCAGAGUCAGCUGUCAGAGGAGAAAAAUGAGCGUUACCUCAUGCUCUUCCCCCACAUCCUCCUCAUGCUGUCUGCCAGCCCCAGGAUGAGUGGCUUCAUAUUCCAGGGAAAAUUGCCCCUGGCAGGCAUGGCAGUAACCCAACUAGAAGACUGUGAAGCCCAUAAAAAUGCUUUCGAGCUCAAUGGCACAAUGUUUGACCGUCUCCUGGUGAUCUGCACCAACCAGCAGGACCUGCAGGACUGGGUGGAACACCUGACCAGACAAAUCAAACACACUGCAGCCACAGCGCCCAGCCACAAACCACUCACUGUUCCCUGCCACACGCUCCCAUCUCACCCUCUCACCCCAUCCCGACAUGCUGAGAACAGGGCUUUGACAGUGGCUCCUACCUACCACACCCUGCCUCACCCAUCCUCCCAUGGGACACCUCACAACACCAUGAUGUGGGGCCCACUGGAACCACCAAAUACCCCCAAACCAUGGAGCCUGAGCUGCCUGCGACCUGCACCCCCGCUACGGCCCUCUGCCGCCCUCUGUUACAAGGAGGAUCUUAGUAAAAGUCCUAAGAGUGUGAAGAAACUUCUUCCCAAGCGCAAACCUGAGCGGAAACAGUCGGAAGAGGAAUUUGCCUUGAGGAAGAGCACAGCUGCUCUGGAAGAAGACGCCCAAAUCCUGAAAGUUAUCGAGGCAUACUGCACCAGCGCCAAAACCAGGCAGACUCUUAACUCUACCUGGCAGGGCACCGACCUGAUGCACAACCACGUGCUGGCCGACGUGGACCAGUCCUGCGUGGACUCGCCGGGCCGCCGUAGCAGCGUGUCCCGGCCAGAACUGACCUCUGACCUUUCGGAGGACUCAGACUAUGACUCCAUCUGGACCACCCACAGUUACAGAAUGGGCUCAGUGCCACGGGCACAAAGGGAAACGGGGCUCCAUGUCAUCAUCCCCGGUGAGGAGAAAGUACUUUUGGAGGAUCCCAGUCGCAACGGACAAAGUACUUUGGAAGAAAAGAGCCUGGUGGAUGUGGUAUAUGCCCUGAGGGAUGAGGUUCAAGAGCUGAAACAGGAUAACAAGAAGAUGAAGAGGUCACUGGAGGAAGAGCAGCGAGCACGGAAGGAUCUAGAAAAAGUUGUUAGAAACGUUCUGAAGAGCAUUAACGACCCAGCGUGGGAUGAGACAAACCUGUGAGGCUCAUGUGAACACCCAUGUGAAGCUUGUAGAAAGAAAGAACUUGUAUAGUACCUGUGGACUUGAUUGCACUGUUUGAAAGACACAGUCACAUACAUGAAUUAAGCUCAGUUGUGUGAAGGUAAAUGUGCAUCUUGAGGCAAGUAAACGUGGGCUUGUUUGAGAUGGAUCCACGAGUGCACUUUAAGUGCCAUUCAGCUUAAUAGACGGGCCUUAUUGAGAUGACUUGUUAAACUUCCUCGACCAUCUGUCCCACAACAACAUUCCUUGAUCACUAAGCAAGCGUGAAUGAAUUGUACUGAACCAUCCAGCAUCAAUGUCUGUGGCUGUGUUCACAAAGCUGGAGGAUAACUGGAGAGAGUUCCUCUCCGUCUGUUUACAAUCAUUUAACGGCACGACUAUCCACUAUACAGAAUGGUACUUUAAUGGUGUUAAUGGUCCAAAGGCUUUGACGAGUCUUAACUUGAACAAAGCCAUUUCAUAACCUCUUUAUUUAAUUUUUAUGAAAUGAUUUUUUGCAGGGUAUCCUCCUCAGACUCAGGCUAAGCCUGAUGUUUUUAGCCUUCAGCAAAGCUUGUGCCAGGAAACUCCUUUAUGUCUGUUUUUAAUCCAUUUCUUUCUUUUGUUUUUCUUUGACAACUUUACAUUUUCAUUUUUCCUAAGGGAACUGUACAGAUAUUAAUGUUGUACUGUAUAUUGUAAAUACUGCUAAAAGAUGAGCCUUUGCCCGUUGGGAUAAAUAAAUGUGUUCUCUGAGGUA
Messenger RNA from Oreochromis aureus, 3566 nucleotides. RefSeq names its product Rho guanine nucleotide exchange factor (GEF) 7a (gene arhgef7a). Gene Ontology annotation, molecular function: protein binding; guanyl-nucleotide exchange factor activity. The record is from RefSeq and is a predicted model, not a curated record. The coding region runs from base 218 to 2806 and encodes 862 amino acids. Lineage: Eukaryota; Metazoa; Chordata; Actinopteri; Cichliformes; Cichlidae. Gene Ontology annotation, biological process: intracellular signal transduction. The transcript is spliced from 23 exons.